Elaeis guineensis (African oil palm) is the source of this 2370-nucleotide messenger RNA. RefSeq names its product protein DAY-LENGTH-DEPENDENT DELAYED-GREENING 1, chloroplastic. Gene Ontology annotation, cellular component: membrane. The record is from RefSeq and is a predicted model, not a curated record. NCBI's taxonomy places the organism in Eukaryota, Viridiplantae, Streptophyta, Magnoliopsida, Arecales, Arecaceae.
AGAAAUUGGGACGCCGUGGAAUUUAGAGUCUUGGCUAUAACGCCGAAUUUCAACCCUGACAACCCAGCGAUCCAGAAAAAAUAAAGGGGCAGCAUACGUAAAUCAUUUUAUUCUUAUCCGGUUUUAUCCACAACCUUCGUGAAUCCGCUGUCCUCGACCGCUACGGUAGUCGUUGAAGUAGAAAGACAAAGACCAACCUACCUACACGAUGAAGCCAGUUCCACCACAAGAACCCCAGGGGGGCGCUCGAGUAAUUUGGCGUGCAGCUCUAUGGCUUUUAGAGCCGUUACGUUAUCCACCCUCCCCUCCCGCUCUCCCACGUCUCUUUGUUACGCCUGGAACUCAUCGAGACCGAGAGAGAUCGAGAUAUCAGAGAAGAAAAGAAUCUCAGAUGAGGCAACUGCGCACUUUGGAGGUUUGCAUUGGAGAUUAGGACUGGUGCCGAGUUCUGGCAUGCGAGUACUCUAAGACUCUGGAAAGACUGAAAAAUGCGGCGUUUCGUAGAUGAUCUUAAUGAGCACUUCAAUGGUUUUGUACCACGGGAGUGUUAUAUGUUUCAAAAAGGGCAGGCGUUGGUGGAGGAGAUCUUUUGCCUCUAACAUGUUUGCCAUUGCUCCUGAGAGAAAGCGUGCUUUCUGUUUGGUUCCCUGUGCGAAACAUAAACACACGAGGAAGAGAACCUGGUGGGAGGAGUUCUUUUCCGAUGAUGCUGAUGGCAGCUGGUUUGGUUGGAGUGCGGAGGAUGUGCUUGGUGAUGCUUAUGGCACUGAUAGAGAUGAUGGGGAAGAAGAGAUGUCAGAGGAUGAGAAGUUUGAAGCUUGGAAAAGGAGAGCCGAGGCAAUAUCUGAGCUCCGUGAAGCACAAGAGGAUGCAACAAAUGCAGAAAGUCGGGCAUGGGAAGAUUGGCUUGGGGGAAAUGGGUCAUCCAAUGUAAAUACUUCAUCUAGGGAUCAAGAAUGGAAUGCAGGAGCAGAAACAUUGAAUGAGGUAUCUGAUGAUCCAAAUGAGACGAUGCGGGAGAAUGGUAUUGUUAAGGCCAUCAAAGAUUCAGUCGGUGAAAGUGAUGACGACUUGUUGUUUGAGGACAGGGUUUUCCAAUAUGCUUCAACAAGCUCGGCAAAAUUUAUCGCUUUGUUGAUCAUCAUUCCAUGGACGUUAGACUUUCUGGUGCAUGAGUAUGUUCUCAUGCCAUUUUUGGACAGAUAUGUGAAGACUGUACCACUUGCUGCUGAGUUGCUUGAUGUACGAAGACAUCAAAAACUUGAGAUGAUAAAGACUCUAAAAGUAGAGAAAGCAAGAUUCCACUUAGAAGUAGAGAUUGGUAAAUCUCCUCCACUUUCUGAUGAAGAAGUCUGGUUGGAGUUGCGGCACAAGGCGUUAGAAUUAAGAGAUGAAUGGAGAUUGGAGAACCGGAAAGCAUUUGCUAAUAUCUGGUCUGAUAUGGUGUAUGGGAUUGCAUUAUUUAUUCUUAUCUACUUUAAUAAGAGCAAAGUUGCUUUGCUGAAGUUUACUGGAUAUAAGUUAUUAAAUAAUAUCUCAGACACUGGGAAGGCGUUUCUUAUUAUUCUGGUGACAGAUAUAUUUUUGGGUGCAGGUAUCAUUCUGAGUCUGGCUGGCAGGCUUUGGUUGAGAUAAUUCUUGAGCAUUAUGGGCUUGAAGUUGACCAGGCUGCAAUAACCAUCUUUAUCUGCUCCUUUCCGGUUGUCAUUGAUGCAUGUGUGAAGCUUUGGUUAUUCAAAAUCCUUCCAAAACUAUCUCCAAACGUGGCAAAUAUCUUCCGGGAAAUGCAGCGUCACUAGUGAAGCUUUUCAUGGGCCCUUUUUUCUCUCAUCUUGGGAAUUACCGGGCUGGGAUUAUGCUUCAAUGAUUGCAUCUUGAAGGUGGAUUUGCCGAAUAUUAUACAUGCAGCGCUGGAUCGAGCUCUAUAGGCAGCAUCAGUAGGUGCUUCCAGUACUCUAUUCUAUGCAGUUAAUGAAAAAGUUCUUAUGGAAGUGCUUUCCAUCCCUAUUGGAAGACCACCUUUUGUCCUUAAAAUUCAUUUCCACAUUGCUGACCCUUUUAACCCAGAGGAUCCCUAAGUUUUGCCCCACAGUUAGUAGUCAGAAGGAGAGCACUUUAUUUCCUUAAACGAGAUGAGCAGAUCCCCCAGAUUUGUGUCAUGUGGGUCCUACAUUAAGCGAGUUUCUUGAAGUGAUAUGAGUGUAGCUUGAACUUCAUCGGUGUCAAUCCAUCCCUGGGAAAUGUCCAGGAAUCCCAUUGAAGUGAAUAUUAUGCAGUUGCAAUAUCUUGCAUUGGUUUUUAGGGUGCCUUUGGCUCACAAUCGUUUUUGGGAAUCGAACUUGAAAUAGAAAUUGAUUGAAAUGUGAAUCA